This is a messenger RNA of Saccharomyces kudriavzevii IFO 1802, 1968 nucleotides long. RefSeq names its product putative serine/threonine protein kinase SKM1 (gene SKM1). The record is from RefSeq and is a predicted model, not a curated record. Gene Ontology annotation, biological process: intracellular signal transduction; protein phosphorylation; regulation of MAPK cascade. Gene Ontology annotation, molecular function: protein serine/threonine kinase activity; ATP binding. Gene Ontology annotation, cellular component: cytoplasm. The transcript has a single exon. NCBI's taxonomy places the organism in Eukaryota, Fungi, Ascomycota, Saccharomycetes, Saccharomycetales, Saccharomycetaceae. Bases 1 to 1968 code for a protein of 655 amino acids.
AUGAAGGGUAUAAAAAAGGAAGGAUGGAUAUCUUAUAAAGCGGAUGGAAUGUUCUCGUUCUUAUGGCAAAAAAGGUACUUGAUAUUGAAUGAUUCGUAUCUAUUGUUUUACAAAAAUGAUAGGCUCAAUGAGGAACCCGUUUUAUCCGUGGCUUUGACUAGCAUAUCAAACGUUAGCAGGAUACAAUUGAAGCAAAAUUGUUUUGAGAUUCUUCGAGCAACAGAUCAAAGGGACAACUUAUCCGCCAUAAAUUCCUAUUUUUAUGAAUCCAAUUCCAAAAGAUCAAUAUUCGUAUCCACAGGAACCGAGAGAGAUUUGCAUGGUUGGCUCGAUGCUAUUUUUGCCAAAUGCCCACUAUUGAGCGGUGUUUCAUCACCAACUAAUUUUACACAUAAAGUGCAUGUUGGGUUUGACCCGAAAAUGGGUAAUUUUGUUGGGGUGCCUGAUGGUUGGGCUAAACUACUACAAACCUCAGAAAUUACCUACGACGAUUGGAAUAGAAAUUCAAAGGCCGUUAUCAAAGCAUUGCAAUUUUAUGAGGAUUACAAUGGGCUAGACACCAUUCAGUCCGAAAAGCAGACCCAUACAAGUUUAGGUUUGAAGCCUUUGAAAAGUCCGACAAAGUAUAUUGUCAACAAGAGAAGUAACUCUAUCAAAAGAUCAUUGAGUAAGACGCUCAGGAAAAACAAGACGGAUUCCAUUCUGCCUGCAUAUCAAUCCGAACUUAAGCCUUUUCCCAGAUCUUUCGAAGAUAACAAUAGUGUCACCAGUAUAAAGAAUUCUAAACUGUAUGACGAAGAUGGAAUGCACGUCAGUAAAGACUAUGUAGCAUAUCUCCAAACAAAACAAUUAGAAAAGAGAGAACAGCAAGCUAUUCAACAGCAUUUUCGAAGGCAUGACAGUAAUGCGAUAUUAAAGCCUCACAGGGCAGCGCCAUCCGCGCCUAUCGCAAAGGAUCAUGAUGGCGGAAUCAGAGCGCCCACAGAGGAUCUUCUUGAACUGAAGGACGCAGGUAAUUUCGAUGAAAUAAUAAUGAAGAUGAAGACUGUGGCAAUUGAUGUAAACCCGAGACCGUAUUUCCAGAUGAUAGAAAAGGCAGGCCAGGGAGCUAGCGGCGCAGUAUAUUUAUCGAAAAGAAUAAAGCUGCCCCAAGAAAAUGAUUUGAGAUUUUUGAAUUCACAUUGUCAUCGAAUUGUAAAAGAAAGGGUGGCUAUAAAGCAAAUACAUUUGUCUAAGCAACCUAAGAAACAGCUGAUCAUGAAUGAACUUUUGGUGAUGAACGACUCUCAUCACGAAAAUAUUGUCAAUUUUCUUGAAGCCUAUAUCAUUGAUGAUGAAGAAUUAUGGGUUAUCAUGGAGUACAUGGAAGGUGGUUGUUUAACGGACAUAUUGGAUGCUGCCGUAGGAAGUAAUGAUGGUAAGAAAUCAUCGGCACUGAAUGAAAGUCAAAUCUCUUAUAUAGUAAGAGAGACGUGUCAAGGUUUGAAGUUUUUACACGGCAAUAACAUUAUACAUAGGGAUAUUAAAUCUGAUAAUAUUUUGCUUAAUUCUAGAGGAUUGGUCAAAAUUACAGACUUCGGAUUUUGCGUAGAACUAACAGAGAAAAGAAGUAAACGAGCCACCAUGGUGGGUACCCCAUACUGGAUGGCGCCUGAAAUAGUGAAUCAGAAGCAAUAUGAUGAGAAGGUCGACGUCUGGUCACUUGGGAUAAUGCUCAUUGAAAUGGUAGAAGGAGAACCUCCUUAUUUGAAUGAAGAUCCCUUAAAGGCAUUAUAUUUGAUAGCUAAUAAUGGUUCACCAAGAUUGCGACAUGCAGAAUUGGUGUCUAACAAAACUAGACAAUUUUUGGAUGCCUGCUUGCAAGUGAAGGUUGAAAUGAGAGCGUCAGUGAGGAAAUUGCUAACAUUUGAAUUUUUAUCACUGGCGUGUGGCCCUGAGGAGUUCAAAUUGGCCAUAAAGUGGCGUUAA